Molecule: messenger RNA, 1926 nt
Organism: Phytophthora infestans T30-4
Lineage: Eukaryota; Oomycota; Peronosporomycetes; Peronosporales; Peronosporaceae
Product: crinkler (CRN) family protein, putative
Exons: 1
Coding region: 1-1926 (641 amino acids)
Source: RefSeq, a predicted model, not a curated record
AUGUCGAGAGAGCUGGAGCUAGCGCUUCUUGUAGUCAAUGACGGCACCCUGUCGGUGCUGCGAAUCAUGGAAGACAUGUCUGGACGGGAUUUGCUGAAGGCGAUCCAGGAAGACAUCGACUACAAGGACACUCUAAGACUUUUCGUGGCACAAAAAUCAGACAAGUCAUGGCAAACUUUAACCAUGCGUGAUGCGCAACGAAUGAGAAAGAAGGAGCCUGUGCCGUUUGUGAAGGAACUUCUAGUAGAUGAGAACGAGAUGGACCCACGCUGGCCACUGGUUGAUUAUCACUUCCCAAGCCUCGACGCAAUGCAAGAUAGCGUUCACAUUUUAGUAGCGAAGCCCGGAUACGUCUCCGUUGCUCCUGAGUGGAAGCCUGAGACCAUGUGGGGGUCUUCACUUGAAACUGGUACAUUGCCUUUUGUCGGACGAGGUCGUGCUGCUAAGAAGCUACAGAGUAUUCACUAUUCUAACUUCACCGGGGCUCGCGACAGAUCGGGAAGAACGACGUGGCAAAUUCCACUGGUAGACAACGUGUAUGGAACAGGUAAAACAGAGCUGGGAAGGAAGUAUAUCGACCAAUGCAGGCAAGCCCUGAGUAACGAGAAGCCUCAAGAUCCUGAAAAUCAGCAGGAGCUCACCAGCCGGGAGCCAACGCAGCACCGUCAACCCAGUCAGCAUGAGUUUCUAAAGCAACUGUGUUCGUGUCGAACGGUUCUUGUUCGAGGGACACCGCGGCAGUUUGUAGUGCCACCCGAUUUACUAAAGGCAAAAAUGAAUGAAGCUCUGGCUACGGCAAUUAGUGAACUGCUCCAACCAGGGACGAUGCCUGCUACGAACGCGAGCGAUGCGGCGUAUGAUUUUGCGACGGAGUUGGUGCGUGUGCUGGGGCCUUUGUUUGUUGUGCUGGAUAACGUCGGUGAGGCAUUCGAAGACCCACGUGGAGAUGUGGUAUCACGAGAGCGUUUCAUGGACGCUUGCAAGAAUGUGCUGGUGUCGUGGACGCAGGUCCCUCAGCUGCAUCUUCUGGUGCUCGGUUAUGCAGAUUUUCUCCAUGACGUUGUUCCCGAUGCCAGUUUGAACUCCUACAUGAUCGUGCGAUUGCCGAUGCAGUGGAUGACUGUGAAUGCAAUCAAAGAAAUCUUGUGCAAGACACGAGUUUCAAGUGCCGAUACCCGAACACUCAGUGCUCGCUGGAAAUUAUCGACUGAUGAAGAUUUGGAGGACGCAGCCACGCGCUUGUUUGCAGCCUCAUCAGGUCAUCUUCAAAAGAUUAUCAAAUUUAUCUCGGGCUACCCAACGUUUGCCUCUUUUUGUAAUUUCGUGGAUAGUGGAGGCGACUUCAACACGAAGGCAAUCGACUUUGACCACCUGUACGAGCGUGUGCUCUGGUGGCAAUCGACACUGAAGAAAUGGUUUGGAUGGAGCUCGUCUAAGAAAUCGCGCAUCAAUCUUACUCACUCUGUCACGGACCCCAACGGAGAUCAAGUGUCUGCGAGAACUGUUGUGUUUGAGUGUCAUCUAUUAUGGGAGGGAACAGUAGAGGACGCGCAUAUUAGCGCACACCGUGUGGUUAUGAACAUUGUGGUUGGUGUGCUUCGUCCACUACGCGAAUAUCUCAUAGGACUUGAUACUGUGCGGGUGUUUGUGACUUCUCGUCCGGAAGUGGUCCAGUGGAUGUGUCUUAAGAGAAUGAGCCAGUUAUUUACCAAAGAAACCACCCCAAGACAGGAAUUACCGCAGUUUUUCGGAGAGGCUACGGUUUUUGACGAGUUUGUGGGAGUACAAGUUUCGUCCCAAGUGAAGACGUUGCCUAAUCUCUGGCUGGGCAGCUACUACGUGGACAACUCGAGGCCAUUUUAUAGCGAAUCAUUUCGGCCCAAAGGACUGGCCGGCAUUGGUGCGGCAUUUAGAGUGCAGACUUGA